GGGGACUGAUGAGGAGGCUGAAAGUAUUCUUAGUUCAUGUUGUGGCAAAAUAGUUUUGAACGCUCACAUCAUGAGGCAGAGCAUCUGCCUCUGAUUCCUUCUCAGGUUGUCUUCUGAAUUUUGUGUCUGAAGGUACCCUCUUGCUUUCUCAGCAAAUCAUGGACAUCGUUGGCUUUCUGAAGUCGCAAUUCGUUUGCCACCUUCUGAUCUGCUACAUAUUUAUAGUGUCAGGACUGAUCAUUAACUUCAUUCAACUCUUUACGCUUAUACUUUGGCCAAUCAACAAGCAACUGUUCAGGAGGAUCAACUGCAGGCUGGCUUACUGCAUUUCAAGCCAGAUGGUGAUGUUGCUGGAAUGGUGGUCAGGCACCGAUUGCACCCUUUACACUGACCCAGAGAGUUACCACAAGUACGGGAAGGAGAAUGCCAUCGUAAUCCUUAAUCACAACUUUGAAAUUGACUUUCUCUGUGGUUGGAACUUUUGUGAGAGAUUUGGGGUCUUGGGGAGUUCCAAAGUGCUUGCAAAGAAGGAGCUCUCCUACAUGCCUGUCAUUGGCUGGAUGUGGUAUUUCCUAGAAAUAGUCUUCUGCAAGCGCAAGUGGGAGGAAGAUCGGAAAACAGUCGUGCAGAAGUUGCUCAAUCUCCGGGACUACCCUGAAAACUUCUGGUUCCUGAUUCAUUGUGAGGGCACAAGGUUCACGGAACAGAAGCACCAGAUCAGCAUGCAGGUAGCCGAAGCCAAAGGUCUGCCCAAGCUCAAGUACCACCUCCUGCCACGAACGAAAGGAUUUGCUGUCACCGUGCAGUGUUUGAGAAAUGUAGUUUCUGCAGUCUAUGAUUCUACCCUUAAUUUUAGAAAUAAUGAAAAUCCAACAUUGCUGGGAGUUCUAAAUGGAAAGAAAUAUCAUGCAGAUUUAUAUGUAAGGCGGAUUCCACUAGAGGAUGUCCCAGAAGAUGAGCAGGAAUGUUCUUCCUGGCUUCACAAACUAUACCAAGAAAAGGAUGCAUUCCAGGAAGAAUAUUACCGCACAGGAACCUACCCAGCAGUCCCUACAGUACCACCCCGUCGACCAUGGACACUUUUGAACUGGCUUUUCUGGGCCUUAUUGCUGCUAUAUCCUUUAUUCAAACUGCUCAUCAACAUGAUCAACAGUGGAUCAUCACUGACACUGGCUAGUUUUGCAUUUGUCAUCAUAAUAGGUGCUGUCACCAAUCCUGGAGUGCCUGCAAUUGCCUGGGACUUGCCCUGCAGUGGAGGAACAGUGGUUCUCCAGAGGCUGCUGCCUGAUCAGAUUCAGCCACCUUUUGCUGAUGAGCAGGGAAUGAAAAAGAUGAUGUCACUUAUGAGCAGAUAGCACCCACUGUGAAGCUGUGGAGGGAAGAGAAUCCAUGGGAGUGGAAGAAAGCUCAGCCAUUAGUCAUACUAAACAAAACUCAGAGCUGGUUUAUGCUGGUCAUUUAAGAGUGGAUGUGUCAUUAUGUGCCAAAAGAGCAACAGUUACCUUAUAUGUUACAGUCUGUUUCUGUUUUAUAUUCCUUCAGAACCAGUGUUAGAGCUAGUUGGGAAUAAUGGGUCUCUUUCUGUGGAAGCAGGAAAAAUCCUCAGCCCAAGCUGUCACAGACUUUCAUAGCCAACAGCUGAGUUUCUGUAGCAAGGCCAUUCUCCCCUAACUGUGUCCUGUAUCCUCAGGGGGAUCUCUGUCAUGAACAUUCUGGAUGUGGUGCAGCCAUCUAUUGGCAGAGGAGCAACCAGUAUUUUAUUCUGCAGUUUGACUCCAGCUUUAGGCAAGGGCCCCAAAGUGACUCCUGCAGAGGCUGGGAGACAGCAGAGCAUGGACACAAACACAGCUCGGAGGCUGUGGCUCUUGCUGGCAGCUGGAACUGUCUGCCCAGCACAGCCAGGCCGGAGCAAAGCAGGGAGGAUGGUGUUUGCUGUCUUCAGAGUGGGAGUGGUAAUUGGUACCUGAUGGCUUAACAGUGUAAAAGGAAGGGUUUGCUGUAGACUGGAGAGAUUUGUCAGGUUACAAAAUCAGCUCUUCCUGUUGCACCUAGCAGACCUUUUCUCACUGUUUGUAACUGAAGCACACAGGCAGUGGUUUGGGUUCUAUGGCAUUUGGGUUUUCUAUGGCAUUUUGACAGCUCACCUGCUACUCCAGAAUCAGGAACUUUACUGCAGUCCCUAAUAGCCCAUUGUAGCAAACAGCUGGUUUUAAGGGUGGGUUUCAGUACCUGAUACAGGUGCAGAUAGGCACUAAAUAAACCUUUUGUGAUAGAGCAGAGUAAUAGGAGGUCCUUUUACCUGCUACCCUCUGCAUUGCUUCUAGAUUGUCAUUUAUCCUUUGGAUAGUUUCUGCUUAUUGUGCUCUCCGGUAAAACACUGGCUGGCUUGUAAGUAACUGGCUGUUUAGGUGGAAAGAGCUGUAAGAAAAAUGCUCCACUCGAGCUGGCAUGGAAGGCCAGUAAUCCCUCAGAGCCUAACUCUGAGAUCUAAGAAUGAGUAACCAAUGUAUGUACAGCUCUGCUUGGCUCAGCUCAAACUCUUUCAGCCCUAAAUCAAUGACAUUUCUUUAUACUGUGAAUGCUGUUCCCUUGUGCUUUGCUGUGCAGCAGUUUGGCUGUUUAUACUCCCAACAGUCAUCGCACUGUGCUCAUACCUUACUGCUGGUCUGGGACUGGGAGCUCUUUGUGACACUGCUUGAAUCAAUAUAAGGCAGUCACUGCUCCAGUAUUGUAAUAAGUUUCCAGUUUCUUCAUGUGGGAAAAGCCAAUUCUUUAUUCCCAUCACUUAUUUUAUAGUUUUCACAGACCUUGUGUGCAACACCUAUUGGCUGGUAGUUUUUUUACCCCUUCAUUUAUUGAUCAGAAGGUGAUUUGUGUAUAUGCUAAGAUUCAGGUAGUUUACAAUGGGUUCUCAGGGAACAGAUCUGAGUGUUUACAUAGAUGCACUUAUUUUUCAACCCAAGAAUAGGUUGUUGUGUUAAGGAACCUUUCAUACCAAGAUUGUUUUCACAUGGGAAUUGGCAAAUUGCUUAGCUACGCUUAGAAGAGAUGACAGGCUAGCUAUUAAUUUAAUGGAGCAGGCCUGAUUUUAUGAGGCCUUUCUUUUAUAAUUCUUCUGCCUAUCAGUACGCU
Hirundo rustica (Barn swallow) is the source of this 3132-nucleotide messenger RNA. RefSeq names its product 1-acylglycerol-3-phosphate O-acyltransferase 4 (gene AGPAT4). The record is from RefSeq and is a predicted model, not a curated record. Gene Ontology annotation, molecular function: 1-acylglycerol-3-phosphate O-acyltransferase activity. Bases 159 to 1355 code for a protein of 398 amino acids. NCBI's taxonomy places the organism in Eukaryota, Metazoa, Chordata, Aves, Passeriformes, Hirundinidae. Gene Ontology annotation, cellular component: mitochondrial outer membrane; endomembrane system. The transcript has 10 exons.